Molecule: messenger RNA, 2878 nt
Organism: Terrapene triunguis (Three-toed box turtle)
Lineage: Eukaryota; Metazoa; Chordata; Testudines; Emydidae
Gene: NPHS1
Product: NPHS1 adhesion molecule, nephrin
Exons: 21
Coding region: 54-2723 (889 amino acids)
Biological process (GO): cell-cell adhesion
Cellular component (GO): cell-cell junction
Molecular function (GO): cell adhesion molecule binding
Source: RefSeq, a predicted model, not a curated record
UCCACAGUGGUCCCAGCUUAUCCGCCCAACCUGUCCCAGCAGCACUGGUGGGGAUGGUGUCCAAGGGACCAGUCACCACAUUCCUCUGUCUUCUCCUUGGUGCUUUCACAAGAGGGGCCAGCACCCAGCAGGCUUUCACAGUGGAGCCAAAUAACAUCACAGUCCUGGAAGGGGCCGUGGCUAUCUUGCAGUGCGUGGUGGACAAUCCCUCAGGCGUGGUCCAGUGGGUGAAGGAUGGGUUGCUGCUAGGACCAGACACAAACAUCCCCAGCUUCCCCCGCUACAGUAUGACGGGAGACCCCAGCAAAGGGGAGCACCACCUGCGGAUCGUGGACAGCCGGCUGGCAGACGACGGGGACUAUGAGUGCCAGGCGGGGCGCUCCAAGGAGAGCCCAGGCAUCGUGUCGCACACGGCACUGCUCAGUGUGCUGGUGCCCCCCAAGACACCUGUCUUCAAGGAGUACGAGGCCAACAGCACCGUGACCUGGGUGGCCGGCGUGGAGUACAUGGUGACCUGCAGCGCCGGGGACGCCAAGCCGGCUGCGGAGAUUUCCUUCAGCAAGGGUGGCAGCCCCCUCCCCGACGUGUCACACCAGGUGCACUCCGGGUCCAGCGAGAAGCUCUCCAGCACCAUCGCCAUGCUCAGGGUCACCCCACAGAGCUUGGACAACGGGAAGCGUCUGGUCUGUGCAGCCACAAAUGAGGCCGUCUCGGCCGCUGUGGUGGCUGGCUUCACCAUGAACAUCUUGUUCCCACCUCAGCCACCCACCAUUGAAGGAUACAAACGCCCCGAAAUCAAAGCUGGAGAGACCCUGAAACUCAUCUGCAUCUCGCUGAGCGGGAACCCACUGGCCACGCUGCAAUGGCUAAAAAACGGGAACGUGGUUUCCACCAGCUGGGAGACGGAGGAUGCCAGCGGCGCCUCCCGCAGCCUCCUGACCCUCAGCAUCAAACCCGAGGACAACGGGGCUCAGCUGCGCUGCGAAGCCAUGAACCAGGUGUCGCCCCUGCCCCUGGUGGCCAGCGUCACCCUGCGUGUGGUCUUUCUCCCCACAGAGGUUUCCAUCCUGGGCUCCAGCAGUACCCCGGAGAACAAGCAGAUCUCGCUGUCCUGCUCCACCACUCCCAGCAACCCCCCGGUGCAGCUGCGCUGGUGGCUGGGCUGGCGGGAGCUCACCACCACCGAGGUCACCGUCACCAAGGCAGCGCACGGCGGGACAGUGACCGUCUCCAACCUGACACACAUGGCCCGGCGCGAAGAGAACGGGCUGCCCCUCACCUGCGAGGCCUUCAACGAGGUUGUGCUCUUCACCCGCAGCACCAGCCUGCCCCUCAGCGUGAAGUACCCACCCCAGAAGGUUUGGAUUGAGGCCCCGCACCCUGACAGCCGAUUCCGGGCUGGCACUAAGGUCAGGCUGACCUGCUUUGCCAGUGGGGGGAACCCGGCCCCCCGCCUCGUCUGGAUCAAGGACACCAAGUCCCUCAAGGAGGGGACCCAGGUGGCCUCCGGCAAGAUCGUCUCCAAAGAGCUGAUCCUGACCACUAGCCCCAGCGACAACCUGGCCAUCUACCGCUGCAACGCCUCCAACGACGGCAAGAGCCCGGCGCUCACGGCCCAGACCCGCCUCCGCAUCCAGUAUGCCCCCUCCAUCCGCAGCCUGGGGGACCCCGUCUAUGUGGACCUGGGCGCCACGGCUGAGCUUGUAUGCGUAGCCAAUGCCAACCCCAUCCUUGCGGGCAUGUUCCAGUGGACGUGGUUGGGGGCAGAGGAGCGCAGCCUGGAAGAGCUGGAGCUGGAGCCGGAGGCCUCGGGGGCUGUGGGGCGGCUGCGGAUCCGGGGGGCCCGGCAGGCACAGGCCGGGCUCUAUGAGUGCCGCGUGGACAACGGGCUGCCCCCCCCAGCCCGGGGCAGCGCCCGCCUCAUCGUGCGCUUCAAGCCAGAGAUCGAGAAGGGCAUGGGGCUGGGGAAGGUGGCCAUGCCCGGGGACGGGAGCUCACCCGCCAUCCUGCUGUGCCGUGCCCAGGGGGUCCCCAGUGUGCAGUUCAGUUGGGCCAAGAAUGGAGCGGCCCUGCACCCUGACAACCCCAGGUACACGGAGCGCACAUGGCACGAGGGCACCUGGCACAGCAGCACCCUGACCAUCGCCAAUGUCAGUGCCAUGCACGACUACGCCACCUUCACCUGCCGCGCCAGCAACGCACUGGGCACGGACAAACUGGACAUCCAGCUACUCAGCACCAGCCCCCCUGACCCUCCCACGGGGUUAAAGGUCGUGAGCGUCACCCAUAAUUCAGCCACCCUGGAGUGGAUCCCCGGAUUUGAUGGGGGGCUGCCCCAGAGAUUCCUCAUCAGGUACCGCUGGCCAGGCGCCCCCAGUGCCCUGUACAUGGACGUCUUCCCCGCCCAGACCUCCGCGUUCACCCUGACGGGGCUGAGCCCGGCCACCCCCUACAGUAUUGGUGUCAGCGCCCACAACACCCUGGGGGAGAGCGCCCAGGGCCCCAGCGUCACCGUCACCACCGCAGAGCUGCCCUUAGAGGAGCUGCCAGUUGUGGAGCCUGAAGCGCCGAAAACAGAAGCCCCGUCAUUGCCCCCGGCCCUCAUUGGGGGGCUGAGCGCACUGGGGGCCCUGCUGCUACUCUCCAACGCUGCCCUCCUCGUCUGCCUGCUCAGACGGCGCCAGGCCUGGGCAGGUGUCCGGGAGGAGACCAAGGAGAGGUGAGUGUCAGGGGCAGGCAGUUCUGUGCAUCCUGUCGCACUAUGACACCCUAACACAGACAUACGACCCUCCCAGCUCCAACCACUGGGUUCUCUCCCCAGCUCUGGAAGGGGAGGGGGAUCUAGGCAUCCUGGCUCCCAGCCCUGCCCCACACCCAC